AUGAAAACAGCGAAAAAUAAAUUAACUCCAGAAGAUAGCAAUACUGGGAGAUGGACCCAAAGAGAACACAAAGCAUUUCUAUUAGGUAUUAAGCUUUAUGGGAAAGAUUGAAAAAAUAUUUCUGAGUACAUUGGGACAAGGACAUCAGAUCAAGUAAGAAGUCACGCGCAAAAGUACUAUUUGAGGAUUGCUAACGUGAAAAAAUACCGAGAAGAAGCUCAAGAUUUUGUAGCGAAAGAGUUUGAGUUAAUAGAAGGGCCAAGAUCACAUCAAGAUCAAGCCACUCAGUAUGGAGAAGGCAUGACUUUCUCGGAUGUUCCGUUGACAAGUCCUUUUGACUCAACUGAGUAUAAGAAAUAA
Molecule: messenger RNA, 360 nt
Organism: Blepharisma stoltei
Lineage: Eukaryota; Ciliophora; Heterotrichea; Heterotrichida; Blepharismidae
Source: the annotation of a GenBank genome assembly